AUGAAUUCCACGCUGUCUUUCUUCGGGGUUCAUCCUCAUCGCUCCCAUUCUAAGCAAGAGCACGCUGCGAAGAACCAUUGGAGACGCUCUACAACAGACAACAGCAGCGAUACGGUGGUAAGGGCAAUCACCUUCCCUCCAAGCCAAUGUUCGCACCUAAGUGGAGGCGCAAUCUCUUCCAACAAUGAACACAGUGACUCGCGCUCCUGUAGUCCGAGAAGUACAAUCCGGCGACGAAGAGAAAGCUUUGCUGUUAACGAACUUCCCUCCGGUCGGCGUCUCACUCAUGAACAGCAACAAUGGGAGGAAGAAGAAUCGGCACUGCUCCGAAGAGAGCUUCUUGAGGCCCAAACCAAGAUCCGGCGACAGGAGAUCUUACUCUUCCGCCUACAGAUGGACCCUUACGCGGAUCGUCAGUACCCCGAUACCAUCAUAGAUAGGGAAUACCAACGAUUCAUAUACGGUGUACAGCAGGCCGCUUGGAGAAUAUGUGAUAUCAUGAGAUAUAAUUGUGGGACUCUUAGCCACGCUAUCUCCACCAUGAGGGAAUGGGAGCACGAGAUGCAUCAGGACGAAAGUAGUGCACUUCAAUUGAGCAAGCUUUUGAGUCUCAUAAGAUCCUCGUCAUAUAGCAAAGCGCUGUACCGAUCAAGUGUGGCCAUGAUCGUAUUUCUUGCUUUCGAGAGAUGGGCCUUUUCACCACGGAAUAUCUCAGCCAGCAUUUCUCCAGAUAAGAAUGCGGCCUUCCAAAGCAUAUUCCAAUGGUUGCUCUCGAGCAUCAAAGUGGACCAUAUAUCUGACCAAGAUUCCGGGGCUCGGUUGAAGGAUGCAGAGGAAUGGCGACUCAGGACCGUUCUUUACAUCGCGCGUUCCCAGUCUGCCCCUCAAGGUAGGGAUCUUACGAAACAAAGAAUCUUGCGUGAGCUAUGUCAGCUUUUCAUGAUCCGCGAUAGUUCAUCUGAGAUGGGAAGUGUUCUCGAUGGCCUCAUUGACAGUGGGAUCGAUUUAGCCGGCUUUCUGCAGGAACAACAAAGUAUCUACCACUUUGUACGAUUAAAGGGCCGCUAUGAUCCUGAGACUAUGGAGCUUCACGAGCCUCAGCGGGCCGAGUGGUCGCUUAACCAGGGCAGUAAUGCUGAAGUACUAGUUUCUAUAUAUCCAUCCUUAGUGAAGCUUGUUGCGUCGCGACCAUUUACCUGCCAUGUAUCUAAAGGUAACGCACUUUGUCGUCCUAUGUCUGAUGGGAAGGGCAUGUACCAUGGUCCCCCGAUGAGAAGGCGGACUACAUGA
Molecule: messenger RNA, 1290 nt
Organism: Aspergillus bombycis
Lineage: Eukaryota; Fungi; Ascomycota; Eurotiomycetes; Eurotiales; Aspergillaceae
Exons: 2
Coding region: 1-1290 (429 amino acids)
Source: RefSeq, a predicted model, not a curated record